ACCGCCACUGAUAACAGCCGAAUUGUUUAUAAAGUUUCUAACUAAGCCGAACGAGAAUGCAAUGUGGCGGUAUCAGCUGCUGAUAAGCACUGGACCCACCCCGCGACGCACGACCUCCAAACGACGAUGACUGCCACAAAGAAGCGCCUGAAGAUUGUGGCGGCCGCCUCGCUGGUCCUCCUGCUGCUGGUUUAUCUGUACCGGGCUGUCAGCGUUUCGAGGGGCGGAGUGUCCCCCGUUUCCUUGACCGCCGGCGAGGAGCUCCAGGCCCGCUGGCCGCCCACGGAGAGUCCGCUGCAGAGGAGCCUGCAGAUGGCCUACGAGGAGCAGAGCUCCCUGAUCCGGGAGCAGAGGGCCGAGCUGCAGCGCACCAGGGAGCAUCUGGCCCAGUUGGAGGAGCAGAUUCGCAGUCUGCAGACGAGCACUCCCCGCAAGUACCCCAAGGUCAAGUACCUCAAUUACAAGAACCGCAAGCGCAUCCUGAUCACCGGCGGAGCUGGCUUCGUGGGCUCCCACCUGGUCGACGAUCUGAUGGUCCAGGGUCACGAGGUCAUCGUGGUGGACAACUUCUUCACGGGACGCAAGCGCAACGUGGAGCACUGGCUGGGGCACGAGAACUUCGAGCUCAUCCACCACGACAUCGUGAAUCCGCUGUUCAUCGAGAUCGAUGAGAUCUACCACCUGGCAUCGCCGGCCUCUCCGCCGCACUACAUGUACAAUCCGGUGAAGACCAUCAAGACCAACACCAUGGGCACCAUCAAUGUGCUGGGCCUGGCCAAGCGCGUGAUGGCCAAAGUUCUGAUAGCCAGCACCUCGGAGGUCUACGGCGAUCCCACGGUGCAUCCCCAGCCGGAAACCUACUGGGGCCAUGUGAAUCCCAUCGGACCAAGGGCCUGCUAUGACGAGGGAAAGCGAGUCUCCGAGACCCUCAGCUAUGCGUACGCCAAGCAGGAAAAGGUGCAAGUGCGCGUGGCGCGAAUCUUCAACACUUACGGGCCCAGGAUGCACAUGAACGAUGGACGCGUUGUGUCCAACUUUAUACUGCAGGCGCUGAGGAAUGAAACGAUCACGGUGUAUGGAAACGGCAAGCAGACGCGAUCCUUCCAGUACGUAUCCGAUCUGGUGGACGGAAUGAUAGCCCUGAUGGGGUCCAACUACACGCAGCCGGUGAAUUUGGGCAAUCCCGUGGAGCAGACGAUCGGCGAAUUCGCCGAGAUCAUCAAGCAGCUGGUCGGCGGGCCAAGUGUGAUAAAGCAAACGAAGGCCGUGGAGGAUGAUCCGCAGCGCCGGAAACCGGACAUCACUCGGGCCCGGCAGUACCUCCAUUGGGAGCCCAAGGUUCCCCUUGAGACCGGCCUGCAGCGGACCAUCUCCUACUUCCGCAACGAGCUGGCGCGCAGCGACCGCUUCCAGGAGAGCUCCAACAAGUACUUCGACACACCGUAAAACAACACCGUAGCAUUAAUUGGGUCUAGCUUUAGUUGGUGAUGAUGCAACGUCUCUAGUCUGCAACUGUAAAUAUGACCAUCGAUAGUACUAUUUAUAAGCCCGUGGGAUCUUAGCCUGGUUCCGUGUGUAAAGUUUUUGAUAUAUCUAACCAAUAGAUGUGUAAUGUAUCGGGAGCCACUAAUGUACAUAUGCGAUCAAAUUUGUAGCACUAAAAUUAGGGAUUAUAACUUCAAAAAGUAUUUUGGUAUGUAACAAAUUCACAUUUAUUAAAACCACAUUUAAGAACACUAAUAUAACAAUUCUUUUUGCAAAUCUAAGGAAACGAAACUUUAAAUCCUAAAUAAAACACAGAACUAAAGAAUAUCGUUAGGCUAUGCAAUUUGAGUUGUAUUAAAAGUGCUACUUCAUUUGACCGCAAGUGUACUGCAUACACAAAAAUCACUGGGAAACAUGAAACUGACAAGCAGUAUAUAGUCCAAUGUAAUGUUUCUACUAAGUAAGUUAAAAGGGCCUUAAAGUUACAUACCACGUUUCAUCGAAAGGUUAUGAAUCGCAUAUCAAAACCAGUGAGAAUCGAUUUGAACAAAUUAUUGGAGAACUGUGACUCAUUUACAAAGGGGGACGUACAACACCCUUGCACCUUUAUCGAGUGUACACACGUCGCGAUUCUAGGCUUAAGUAGAAUUUUGAGUUGCUGUAGUUUGUAGGUCAUUAAAAAGAGUUUUUUCUCUGCGAACUUAUCUUA
Molecule: messenger RNA, 2194 nt
Organism: Drosophila biarmipes
Lineage: Eukaryota; Metazoa; Arthropoda; Insecta; Diptera; Drosophilidae
Gene: Uxs
Product: UDP-glucuronic acid decarboxylase 1
Exons: 3
Coding region: 127-1446 (439 amino acids)
Biological process (GO): D-xylose metabolic process
Cellular component (GO): cytoplasm
Molecular function (GO): UDP-glucuronate decarboxylase activity; NAD+ binding
Source: RefSeq, a predicted model, not a curated record